Exophiala mesophila is the source of this 918-nucleotide messenger RNA. RefSeq lists its product as uncharacterized. Bases 1 to 918 code for a protein of 305 amino acids. The record is from RefSeq and is a predicted model, not a curated record. The transcript is spliced from 3 exons. Lineage: Eukaryota; Fungi; Ascomycota; Eurotiomycetes; Chaetothyriales; Herpotrichiellaceae.
AUGUCUUACAAGCAGAACUCACCACUGCCCGACCCAACCUCAGAGAGUGGUUUUGUCAAAGUGACGGCAUUUUCGACCUGUCAAUUCCAAUGUCCAGCUUCUUUUGCUAUAGAAGGUCUCCCAGGUACCCUGUUUUCAGACUCGUAUAGAUUUCUGAUUCAACACGAAGCAACCAAGACAACCCUAUGGUUCGACUUUGGUGUAUCAUCAGAGCCCUCGAUUUAUCCUCCUCAUAUCCAGAGUGCGCAACAAAAAAUCUACAACCUCAUUCCUGGGAAAAACACGCCUGCCGAUGAUGCAAAGUCUGUUGGUGUUGACCCUACGGAUGUCAAGUACAUUGUUGCCAGCCACGCCCACUGGGACCAUAUAUUUCCUGGCGGGAAAUACCAUCCCAAUGCGACUAUACUGUGUGGGCGGGGCACGCUGGACUGGGCCUCGUCAAUGUGGCCUCAAGUGAAAGAUAGUACGUUCGACGCCCACGUCUGGGAUCCAAAACUGCGGGACCUACCGGUGGAAGAGCUUAAGUCGCCUCAAGAAGCGCCUGAAGAAUAUCAGCAAGUUGGACCUUUUAAAAACUGCCGUGAUUUCUUUGGAGACGGCAGCUUUUGGAUAGUGGAUGCUCCAGGGCACUGCCCCGGAAAUCUCGCAGGCCUGGCAAGAGUAAAGGAUAAGACCGGGAAGACUAAAUGGGUCUUUUUCGGCGGAGAUUGUUUUCAUUGUCACCACUUUGUCCACCACCCGGAAGCUCCGUUUGGCAAAGGGGUGAAGGUCACCCCAAACGAUACCUUUCACGAUGACCACGAAAAGGCCAGAGAAAUCAUCCGCCAGGUGGCCGAUCUGAAAAAGGGUGAAGGCGAAGAUGCCCUCAUCUGGAUCGCGCAUGUGGACACUCUGGAAGGUGUUUGGACCAUGCAGUAG